Molecule: messenger RNA, 3426 nt
Organism: Oncorhynchus gorbuscha (pink salmon)
Lineage: Eukaryota; Metazoa; Chordata; Actinopteri; Salmoniformes; Salmonidae
Product: MAP7 domain-containing protein 1
Exons: 3
Coding region: 105-764 (219 amino acids)
Source: RefSeq, a predicted model, not a curated record
GUGAAGUAACUUCGCUGUGAGCUCAGUUAAACGGAAGGCGUUGUCUGCCGAAAGAUUAAAGACGAGAAAGGAAGUGUUUGUGUGUGUGUGUAGCGGUGUGAGGGAUGCCUCGGCGUAGCCGGGCCCGUGACAACGGGGCUGAGGUGAGCCAGCGAACCCCCCGAGGGAGGAGAAAAGACCCCCAAGUUGAGGAGCCUUCCACACCCACCAGAGAGGCCACAGGCUCUAUGAUGCCACAGGAUCGGUUGCCUAUGAUUGGCUCCUCUGGGAGUAAGCCAGCAGCCAAGCCGACUAUGACAACCCACCAGCGCCCCUCUCAGGCCGCACGGAGGAAGCGCAACCAGACGGGCCAGACCUCCGCCAACCUUCCCCCGGACAGCAUGACCCCGUGGGGCGGACUGUCCCUGUCCGAAUCCUCCUUCACCAGCAUCCCUCCGCCCCCGCCCGCCCCUCUCCCCACACCCCUGCCCCCCCAACUCCCCCGACACCUGUCGGGGGAUGUCGGUGUCCGGAGCCCUGCCCCCUCGCCCCCAGUCACAGCUCCCACGGAGGGGAGCAGGGCCGUGAGGGUGAGGCGCAGGGUGCCCCCCCAGCACAGGCUCCCCCGUGCCCCCCGCUUGCCCCCACUCAGACCCGUCACCAACCUCAGCUUCUCUCGCAGCUUCACCUUCUCCUUCUUUGAGCUGCCGCUGCACCAGUCCCCCCACAGCCGCGCUGAACGCGUCCGAGACCUCAUGCUGCUGCUGAGACAGAUCCAGUACUGACUGACCGCACUACACCGUGACCCAGAGCAGCGACUGAGUACUGACCACAGCGUGGCUAUUAACUAGGACAAUACUUGACCACUCACCAGGACAAUGGUCCAGCUCUGGUUGCAUCACAAUUACAUCAAGUCCAAGCACUGGCACCGGUGGUCAGGCACGGUCCUUCUGAAAAUGCGGCACUACUGUCCAGUACUGACCGACUUGAUGGCACACCAAGGACCACAACAGGACCAUGGUUAUGUGCAGAUAUUCUGAACCCUUUCUGAUUAACUCAGUCCAGGGAUACUGCUUUUAAAGCACAUUUAUUCUCAGCGUUUGUAUGUUAGUGUGCCCAGUGAUUGGAGUACUAAACAUUUGUGUGUGUGUGUGUGUGUGUGACGUGUUAAGAAUUAGUUUGUUCUUAUUGGCUGUCUGGAUCUGGGGGUGAGGCUUUGAGACAGUGUAGCACGGGUUAAAUGAGGAAAUUUAUCUGAUUAAAACGUAUCAACAAAAAAAUAACAGAUUCAAAAAAACAACAUACCGAGUUAAAACUCAGAAUAUUUGGAUGCUAGAGUUUUAUGCAGCCUGAUAUGCUAAUCAAAGUCUGUCUAAGUUCAUGUUUAUUGCAGUAGUUAUAAUGUGGCAAAUGGUCCCAUUGCCAGUUGGUAAUCAUUCUCUCCCAAGACAUGGUCAUUUAAACAUCUGUAUUUCUCUCUCAAAAUCAUAAGAUUAUAGCAUUUCAUUUAGUCGUCUUUACACUUUAUAUGAUGUAAAGAAAGUUCAUGUUUGAUCUAAUGUGUCAAUGUUUAUAAUGUAAGGCUGGCAAGAAUUCUCUCCUGAGACUUUUGGGUAAAGCAUUUCUCAACGUCUCCAUUUGUGUCAGAAUUAUUUGGGCGCAUUUGUUUCGAGUCAUUAUGUCACUUUAUAUUCUACAAUGUGAUGUGGCAAAUGGCUAUAAUGCACGGCUCGUUUGAGAGCCUAAGAUGCUUUAUCCCAAGACCUUUAUGCGUAUCAGUACAGCAGAAGAAUCAAGCCACACCUACAAAAUCAUCAAAGUGGUGCACACUCAUACUCACACACCUCUAAGCUACUCCACAGACACGCCCCUCCCCGUGCUGACUGACAUGGUGUCACGUGUGGGUAUCUGAUGUCAGUGGACUUUGAGACGGGUGGGUAUCUGAUGUCAGUGGACUUUGAGACGGGUGGGCCGAGGCGUUGAUGUUCAUUUGGACCUUUUCAUCAGGAGGACAGUCUGUGAUAAACCCUGUCGUCUCUGUGAGACCACGGGCAGGCACAUCCCCGGUGGCAUCAGGCUAAGGGGCCAGAGAUUCACAUCAUUUCAUCCCCAUCAAAACGUUGUUGUCUUUCGUUGUCUCAAGUUCCAGAGAAACCGCUGCAAUGUUUUAAACAAGUGUCAGGGGAUCAGAAUUUUAAAAGAGGAUCUUUUUUAUUUAUUUUUUAAAUAUUUUUUUACUGCCCCCUGAGCAUGUUGGUACAGUAUGUACAAUUAUAAUUAAUAUAAUUAUUAUAAUAUGCCUACUGUACCAACUCUGCUCUACUACUUUGUGUGAUAAGACAUGAAAUGCUAGUUAAAUCGUGGCAUGUUCUACUUAUGUCCACCUUUUAUCAUGCCAAUUGAAGGUCACACCAUGACAUUGUUGACUACUCGAUUCUGGUUGGGCUCGAAGGGAAGUCAGUGUGAUCCAUUUUCAUCCAGUCCGUGAGACAUGUUCCGUUCUCCAUAACUUGUUGCUCCUUCUGUCAUUCCAAAAGCACACGGAAACAACAGACACUGAAAUACAACCGGACUUUGUAUACCAGCUCACUUUUCCCUUCUCCUACUGAUAAUGCUAUUCGAUGCAGAGCCGAGUUUAGUUUAUUACAGCGAGAGGCAUCUGACUUCACUUACUCGUGUGACUCACAGUGCUUCUUGGACCAUGUAUUAUGGAACGGGCCCAGAUAGAUCCAGUCCCCACUGUCGACAAGAUCUUGUGGAAUUAUUAAGGAAUAAUUCAUGAUCCAAAUGUAAUCAGGGGCAUUUCCACUCCAAUCAGUGUUUGUUAACGGUUCCUAAAAGAUUCCAGUAUUACAGUAGUUUUGUGUUUCCCUGAUUUCAUAUGUGUGUGGAAUGUUUUCCUCAGGUCUCCACACUGUUGUAGGCGUUGAGGGAUUGGUUCAGUGUAAUACAGGCUGAUGUCUUGUAAUCCAACAACCAUUAUAAACUGGGUGGUUCGAGCCCUGAAUGCUGAUUGGCUGAAAGUUGUGGUAUAUCAGACCGUAUGCAAUGGGUAUGACAUUUACAUUUUCUUUUUACGGCUUUAAUUAUGUUUGUAACCAUUUUAUAAUACCAAUAAGGCCCCUCAGGGGUUUGUGAUAUGUGGAAGAAUAUACCACGGCUAAGGGCUGUGUCCUAGCACUCCGCGUUGUGUCGUGCUUAAGACCAGCCCGAGCUGUGGUAUAUUGGCCAUAUACACCACACCCCUUCAGGCCUUAUUGCUUAACUAUACUAGUGGUUGUAGGAUUUCGAAAAUACAUUAGUUUGUUAGAUAGCUUAAGUCCUGUGAAUGUGACAGUGCUGUUUAAUCAACUGUAGAUGGGCCAGGAUAUCAAGGAGUUUGCUUGGGUUCUCCCUCUUGGGAAAGGCCCUACUUUUAAGCCAGGGCUCUUUUGGUUACGUCCCAAA